This is a messenger RNA of Cicer arietinum (chickpea), 2114 nucleotides long. RefSeq lists its product as uncharacterized. The record is from RefSeq and is a predicted model, not a curated record. NCBI's taxonomy places the organism in Eukaryota, Viridiplantae, Streptophyta, Magnoliopsida, Fabales, Fabaceae.
AUGCAUCAAUUAUUCCUACAAGUGCAUAGUCUCUAUUGAACACAACCUUCUCUUCUCUUCUCUUUCUUUCUAUUCAAUUCAUUCCUUCACUUCACUUCACACCAUUUAUUCAUUACUUCAAUUUCAUUCACUUUCUCUCACUCAAUCAAUUCACUCACCUACCCUUUUUCUCUUCUCCCACACACUUUUUUUUUUAAUCAUUUGAUGUUUUUGAUGAAAAACGUCUUACAGUGUCUGAUACGUGUCGGUGUCUGAUACAAUAAAUUAUAUAUUUUUAAUUUAUUUUUUUAAAUUAUUGUUGGUAUUGAUACAACUAUUUAUGAUUCAUAGCUUUGUACCCUUUUGAAUCCUAUGUUUACUCAUAAUUUUUAUUUCCUUUCUUUUUAUUUAUUUUUUAUGUUUUUAGGCUGAAAUAGCUUGACCCAGUUUUGAUUUUCGUGAGUUUUGUUCAUUCUUCAUUGGAAAAGCAUAAAAAGAUAAUAUUUUUGGAUUUGGGUCUUGUCAGUUUCUUGUUUUUCUUUAACCUUAAUCAUGCGUAAUUUUCCUUCAUUUUCUCGGUAAAAAGUUGGAGAAGUUAAUUUCUUAACAAGGUUGAAAAAUGCUUGGAACUGCCCUGCAAUAUGGUGGUGAAGAUCAGUUUUACAUUCCUAUGAAAGCAAGGAAGAAUCAGAAUCAGCGUAAGAAAACUCAGAAAGACAAAAGUGAAGAUUCUGUUUCAAAGAGUGAUUUUGUUGAUUCUGAGAAUAGGAAUCUUAAUGAGUCUUCUUGUUGUCCUUCUGUUGAGCUUGGUAGUAACAUUGAUAGGUUCUUGGAGUCCACAACACCUUUGGUUCCAGCUCAGUAUUUCUCUAAGACAACAAUAAGAGGUUGGAAGACAUGUGAUGUAGAGUAUCAAUCUUACUUCACCUUGAAUUAUCUUUGGGAAUCUUUCAAGGAAUGGAGUGCAUAUGGAGCAGGAGUACCUUUGCUACUUGAUCAAAGAGAAUCUGUUGUACAAUAUUAUGUUCCUUAUUUGUCAGCUAUUCAACUAUAUGGUCAAUCAGCUAAGAACUCAAUUUCUAAGCCAAGAUACAUUGGUGAAGAUAGUGACGGUGAUUACUAUAGAGAUUCAAGCAGUGACGGAAGCAGUGAUAGCGAAUUCAAAAAAAGGACCGAAAAUUCUACAUCACAAAGAAGUAAUCAACAUCGAACAGGUGAUGACGCUUCCUUACAAGAUCUUCUUUUCGAGUAUUUCGAUCAAGAUCCUCCUUAUAGCCGUGAACCAUUAUCCGACAAGAUACUAGAUCUUGCGCGCCAUUAUCCGAGCCUCAAGUCAUUGAGAAGUUGUGAUUUAUUGCCAGCUAGUUGGUUGUCUGUAGCAUGGUAUCCUAUUUAUCGAAUACCGACCGGUCCAACAUUGAAAGAUUUAGAUGCUUGCUUUCUUACUUACCAUACACUCCAUACACCCUUGACAGGAAAUGCCGGUACUCAAGCUCCAAUAUUGGUAUAUCCUAAUGACAUAGAUGGUGUACCAAAUAUAUCUUUACCAACUUUUGCUAUGGCAUCCUAUAAGUUAAAGAGAUCUAUUUGGAUGCAAAAUGGAGUUAGUGACAAUCAGUUAUCAAAUUCUCUCUUGCAAGCUGCCGACAACUGGUUAAGGCUAGUUCAGGUGCAUCACCCGGAUUAUCAGUUCUUCGUGUCACACGGUAUACCCUAGGUGAACCGAAUGACACGAUUUAUCAUUACAUUCUCACAGACUAAACAAAAUCUUAAACCUAUAAUUAGAGCCUUAAAUUUACAUGUUCAUCGCUCGACGCAAACUUCAAUCUAUAGAGAAUCUCAUGGUGUUGGGACUACUGACGUCGGGAUUCGAAAAAAGAGAGCUUUGUAUAUAGAUAAAAUGGUGUCACAUAAAUGGAAGAAGGCUUCAAUGGAAGAGAAAGAGGUAGAUCCUCCAACCCUUUUUCAGUUCAAUAAUGGUAAGUGUUUUUAGACUUAAAUAUUAACCGAUAAUUAUGUUGUGAUUUAGAGAGAAAAAAGGGUGAAAUAUGUAAUUUUUCUGUAUCAUAACAAUUUUGGCUUUAUGUGUUAUAUACUAUAUGUGAUUAACAUCUUGUUACAUUGGUGUAAGGAAA